CAGUCAUCUUCGUUUUCGUCCAUCGUUCUCGCCUGCCAACAUUUCUUCAUUUUCCUCAUUCUCCUCCGCUUCCGACGAAAACACGCAUAUACCCCGGAAACAUUGGGAAAUUGGGGGAGAAAUUAGAAAAAUUAGGUUUGGGUUUGCGUUGCUCUGCUCUGCUCCGUUUCCAAAGGCCGUGGGUGGGAGAGAAAUCGAGAAAAUUAGGUUUGGGUUGGUCUCGCUUGUGCCAGUGUUGGGAAGAACAAGAAAGAUCGACAUAGGUGAGUGCUACUCUGUCACAACACAAUAGGGGAGGAUUUGAGGAGAACUACCUUGGUUUAUUUCAGGAUUGAACACCAAUGUUGAAGAAGAUUGGAGUAUGAUUUUUGUGGGGGAUGAAGAGAAUUUUUUUAGGGCAACUCUUGGCUCCUCAGAAGAUUUCUUACAAAUCAGCUUUAUUUCAAUCCCGCAGUCGAAACCUACUUCUCUUCCGCGGCCAAUUUGAUGCACAAUCACCAUCGGAUUGCUCGAAAGCUGAGAAUUUCAAGCUCAGGUUCGAAAUUAUCAAUGGCGUCGACGAUGCUCUGCGCGUGUAUGACCAUAUGGUUAAAAUGAAAUCCAUGCCUUGUGUGCGAGAAUUCAAUAAGCUGCUUUCAUGUUUAGUUAAAUUAAGAGAGUAUUCGACAGCCAUUUUUGUCUUUAAAGAUAUUUGCGGAUUGGGGAUUGCAGUUAGUGAGUAUACUAUGAGUAUUGCAAUUAAUUGCUAUUGUUCUUUGAAUUCGGUAGGGUAUGGAUUUUCCCUGUUGGGGUGGUUUUUUAAGCUUGGCCUUGAACCUAAUGCAUCGUCUUUCAGUCCAUUGUUGAAGAGUUUGUUUCAAGGAAAUAGGAUUGAUGAGGCACAAGAAUUGUUUAGGAAGAUUGAAAGAUUUGCUUCGUCUGAACUUAAUGUUGUUCUGUAUGGUAUUGUGAUAGAUGGUCUUUGUAAGGCCGGGGAAACUCAAAGAGCCUUUGAAUUGUUUCGAGUUAUGCCGCGAAGGAACUGUUCGCCGGACAAUUAUGUUUACACCUCACUUAUUAAUGGCUUUUGCAAGGGUGGGUUGAUAGAUUCUGCUGUUAAGCUUUUCUAUGAAAUGCUUAGAAAGGGCGUCGUCCCUGAUGUUGUAACUUACACCUCGCUGCUUCAUGGAUUGUGCAGUUUGAGCCGAUUACAGGAAGCUAAAUUCCUAGUGAAGGACAUGGUUCACUGCAGAGUAUACCCUGAUGUUGUCGUUUUCAAUGUUUUGAUAGACGCUUUGUGUAAGGAAGGUUUGGUGGAUGAGGCGGACGACGUAAUUUUUAUUAUGGUGCAGAACAAUGUGGUGCCUGAUAUACGUACUUACAAUUCUUUGAUGGAUGGUUUUUGUUUGCUAGGCCGAAUGGAUGAUGCAAGUAAUGUGUUGAAGUCGAUGGUUGGUGCGAGAAUUUCUCCCGACACUUUUACCUACAAUAUCUUGAUAAAUGGUUAUUGCAAGAGUAAGAAAAUAGACGACGCCUUGAAUCUCUUUCAGGAGAUGGUGGAUAGAAGGUUAAAACUUGACUUGCCUACGUACAAUACUGUAUUGCAGGGGCUAUUUAGUGUGUCUAGAUGCUCAGCUGCACUUGAGUUAUUCGAUGAAAUGCAAGCCCGGGGACAUAAACCGGAUUUUUUUACAUAUUGCAAUAUGAUGGACGGCUUAUGUAGUAACGGACAAGUUGAACAAGUAAUGUCGUUGUUGGUUGAAUUGGAGAGCAAGGGAAUCGAUCUUCAUCAGAAUUACUAUAAUAUAGCAAUGGAUGGAUUGUGCAAAGCUGGAAAGCUUGAUGUUGCACGAGCUCUUUUCAAUGACCUCCCUUCGAAGGGACUGCAACCUGAUAUCGUAACUUUUGGUACAAUGAUAAGUGGAUGUUGCCAAGAUGGUAAAUUAGAGGAGGCUAAAUUAUUUUUUGUGAAAAUGAAACAAAAAGGUUGGUUUCCAAACGAUCUUGUCUACAAUGUCCUUGUUAGAGCAUUUCUUGCGAAGGGUGAAUUCGGCGAGGCAGCAGUGUUUUUUCAAGAGAUGUCGGAGAGAGGGUUUUUCCCGGAUUCUUCUACAUCUGUGUUGUUGCUCGACUUACAGAAAACCAGAGGAAAUAAUUCUAUACUUCUUAACAUUAUUAAUAGAUUUGCUUGAACCAUUGUGAUUGGAGGGAGCUGAAGUUGAUGAUUUUUAUGUAAGUUCAUACUGUACUCCAAAAUUUAUGUCAUUAUGUCGUAAUCGUUCUGCACUACGAUAUGCUGCAAUUCUGGUUGGUGCACUACAGAAAUACCCAAGAGAGGAAAGGCACAGUGCGUUUUUCGAUCUUAGCUUCUUGUUGUGUAUAUUGAAGUUAUCCAUCAAGAUUUAUGCGAUAACUGGAACUGGGGUGCAUUUGUUGUUUUGUGGAAAUGAGUGCUGCUGUUCGAGUUUCUCAAGAAAUCGGUGUAAAACUGGGGUAUGAGUGUGGCGCUCGUUGAUAAGGCCCAUGAAAGAACACUGUCAACCGACAUUUUAUUUGGCUUCGCGAACCUCUUAUUUGUUGACUUCAAGGUACAAUAAUGGCGAAGUAAGGACUGAACUCUGAAGGGCAUUGCAAACUCAUUAGAAAGUCUAGUGGAAGCUUAAGAUCAGCACUCUAUGCUGAGACGUUCAGGCGAUUAUUUUGAUUUUGCUCCAAAUUUUAAAAUGCCCGGAAGGAGAUAUUAUUAUGUUGAAAUACAUUAUAUACCAAGGCCCCCGAAGCUGAUUAUUUCGAUGCAGCUAUGGUUACUGCACAGCAAAUCCAUGUGACCCGACCCCUGUUGAUGGGCGAUAUUCCGGUUUUCUUAAAUGGGCAGGAGGAGAUAGAAACUGCUGAAGAGAUUCUUGAGCAUCGAAUGAGAGGGUUGGGAACAAAAAUAGCAAACUUAUCAUCAUGUGCCUGAGCGACAAAUACUGCUGAGAUUUCUUUGGCUAUUGGCGAUGUCAAGAGUGUUAUUGAUCCAGGUUUUUGUAAGAUGAAGUAAUAUAUAUAUAUAUAUAUAUUUAUAUAUAAUCCUUGGACUGGAAUGGAGUCAUUAUUGAUCUCUCCAGUCUCUAAAGCAUCAGCUGAUCGGCCGAUCUGGAAGAGCCGGUCUGGGAAAAUGUUUUCGUAUGACCUAGAGGGUAAUGCUGCUAUUCCAGAAAUACAAGGCUAACUUGGCCGAUCUAGUGCUUGCUCUAAAGAGUCUCAACAUCUGCAAAUUACGCCGGCAAGUUAAAAGUAGUAAGUCAUACUAAUCGAACAAAACCAAGAGGCGUUAGGAGGUUUUGAAUUUAGGAUCUCACACUUACGGGUCUACUCCUCACACUAUUACGAGGUAAUUUUUAUUUAUUUUUUUGGUGACAUGGGAGUUCGUUUAGAGAUAAAACUCUAUUGUAGGCAUCGAAACUUCAUUAUGCACUUAAGAAGGUUGGGGUUGGAUUGUUUUGUAUCUCGGUUUGAACUGCUAUUUUUCUAUUUUACUAGAUAUUUAUAUUAUUUAAUGAAAAUGUGUAUGAGCUUUUCACCGAUCAAUCCUAUGCUAUCUAAGAUUAGAUAUUAAUAAAAACAACCACAAACACGUGUCCAACCUAACAAUUGUACGAUGGACGCUUUGAAAUUUUUCUAACACAAUGGCUUACAAAAACUUACUUCUGAUGCUGCUUCAAUAUUUUUUUUUGCUUUAGUUUUAGACUGCCAAAAUCAAUACUAACUCAAAAUCAUCAAUUUGUUCAACCAAAAUUUGUUCCGAUUCAAUUCAUAUCUUGGAAUAGAGAUAUAUAAUUUUUUUUUUUAAUGACGUGGAAGCCACAACCCGUGGAGGAAUAGAGAUUUGAAAAUAUUAAA
Messenger RNA from Andrographis paniculata, 3864 nucleotides. RefSeq names its product putative pentatricopeptide repeat-containing protein At1g12700, mitochondrial. The record is from RefSeq and is a predicted model, not a curated record. The coding region runs from base 378 to 2171 and encodes 597 amino acids. Lineage: Eukaryota; Viridiplantae; Streptophyta; Magnoliopsida; Lamiales; Acanthaceae. The transcript has 5 exons. Gene Ontology annotation, molecular function: protein binding.